Molecule: messenger RNA, 1062 nt
Organism: Magallana angulata
Lineage: Eukaryota; Metazoa; Mollusca; Bivalvia; Ostreida; Ostreidae
Exons: 2
Coding region: 1-1062 (353 amino acids)
Source: RefSeq, a predicted model, not a curated record
AUGCACAGCAAACCGAAAACAGAGAAAAAGAAGGAAAUUCCAAAAACUAAACACACUCAGUAUAAGAAGAAAGACUGUGAAUUCUGUGGGUACAAACACGAACCAGGGAGACAAAAGUGUCCAGCAUGGGGAAAAUGUUGUGAACAGUGUGGUGGAAGGAAUCACUUCAAAGCAAAGUGCAAGAAGAUACAUUCAGUCAGUCAGGAAGAAGAAUUCAACGAGGACCAAUGGUUGAAAGCUGUUAGUUCUGGUGGCAAAGAAGUGACUGCAAUAAUGCGUAUCAAUGAGUGUGACAUUAGAUUUCAACUUGACAGUGCCGCAUAUGUGAAUACAAUUUCUCAGCGUUAUGUCCGCAAGGAGCAAUGCAAGCCUACCAAAAUCUGCUUGAACAUGUGGAAUAAGACAAACAUGAAACCACUUGCCCAUCUACAUGUCGACCCAAAUGUGAAACCCAAAGCUCUUCCCUGCAGGAAGAUCCCUAUCGCACUCCAGAGCUUGGUACAUGAGGAACUUCAGAAGCUUGAAGAUAGAGGAGUACUUAUUCCGAUUACAGAGCCUACUCCAUGGGUCAGCCAGAUGGCUAUUGCUCGUAAAGCUAACGGCAAGCUAAGAUUGUGUAUUGACCCGCAAGCACUCAACACAGCGUUGAUGAGAGAACAUUAUCGCCUACCUGUUCUUGAUGACAUUCUACCGCAGCUCAGUAAGGCCAGAACCUUCACAAAACUUGAUGUCAAGGAGGCUUUUUGGCAUGUGAAGUUGGAUGAGGAAUCCAGCAGACUAACGACAAUGAUAACCCCUUUUGGAAGGUACAGAUGGGCAAGACUACCUUUUGGACUAAAGGUAUCAAGUGAAAUAUUCCAGAGGAAACUGGAUGAGGUGUUCGGAAACAUGACAGGUGUUUUCAGCGUGGUAGACGAUAUCAUAAUAGCCGGCUGUGGAGAAAACGAUGUAGAAGCUGAGCAAGACCAUGCUUUAAAAUUGAGAAAAGUGUUGGAGAGAUGUGAGGAGAGACACAUCAUCUUGAAUAAAGAAAAACAGGAGAUUGGACUGAAAGAAAUCUAA